Messenger RNA from Saccoglossus kowalevskii, 730 nucleotides. Its product is annotated as anamorsin homolog. Gene Ontology annotation, cellular component: cytoplasm. The record is from RefSeq and is a predicted model, not a curated record. Gene Ontology annotation, molecular function: iron-sulfur cluster binding. Gene Ontology annotation, biological process: iron-sulfur cluster assembly. Lineage: Eukaryota; Metazoa; Hemichordata; Enteropneusta; Harrimaniidae.
UAUGUUUGACACAGUGAGUGGUGGACAAAAGGUACUACUCUUAUGGUCAGGCUCAUCCCCUGCUGUUAACCUGCAAGAUGUAGUACAACAGUUAAAUAACAAAGUCGGAGAAAAUGGGAAAGUACAGCUGGAGCAUGUAGAUAGAUUGUCUUUGUCGAAUUUACAAGAUUCCACAUUUGAUGUGGUUCUCUCAGGGCUUCUACUACCAGGCAUCAUUACACAUAGUGCUGAUAUCUUGGCUACUAUCGCCAAAGUUCUAAAACCAAAUGGUAUACUGAUUGUACGAGAGCCUGUCACACAGAGCAAUGAUGCCAAUACAGUUGUGAGAACAUCAGCUAAACUCAUCAGCUCAUUAAAAUUGUCUGGUUUUGUUGACGUUGCUGUGGCUAAAUCAGUUGACCUCGAUGAAUCCGUGUUGAGCCAGAUUAAAGCGUCUCUCAAACUCUCAAAUGAAGUUAACAUGGUGGAGGUUGUUUCAAGUAAACCUGGCUUUGAAGUUGGUUCAAGUUCUCAGUUAUCAUUUGCUAAAAAACCUAAAACAGAAGUUAAUUCAUCAAAAGCAACAAAUGUGUGGACAUUGUCAGCAUCAGAUAUGGCAGAUGAUGAUUUAGAUCUAGUGGACGAAGAUGACCUUUUGGAUGAGGAUGACCUAAAAAAGCCAGAUCCAGAAUCGCUUCGAGCUGAUUGUGGAACAGGGACAGGGAAGAAAAAAGCCUGCAAAAAUUGGUAA